CGAUCAGUGAAAAAUCAUCACCCUCCGUUCUCUUUUACCUCACUCCCAAAUUCUAGGUUUCGCGAUUUUCAGCCAUGGCUUCUGCAGAUGUUGAGUACCGUUGCUUCGUUGGUGGGCUCGCCUGGGCCACUGACAGCGAAGGCUUGGAGAAAGCUUUCUCUACCUAUGGCGAAAUUGUUGAUUCGAAGGUUGUGAACGAUCGUGAGACUGGAAGAUCUAGGGGAUUCGGAUUCGUGACGUUCGCGUCGGAGCAGUCGAUGAAGGAUGCGAUCGAGGGGAUGAACGGCCAGGACAUUGACGGCCGUAAUGUUACCGUGAAUGAAGCCCAGGCUCGCGGCCGUGGAGGCGGCGGCGGUGGUGGUGGAUACGGCGGUGGUCGUCGUGAAGGUGGAUACGGUGGUGGUGGUGGUAGCCGUUAUAGCGGUGGUGGCGGUGGAGGCUAUGGUGGUAGCGGAGGAGGAGGAUACGGCGGUCGUCGUGAAGGUGGUGGUGGUGGUUAUGGUGGCAGUCGCGAAGGCGGCGGUGGAUCUCGCUACUCUAGCGGUGGAAGCUGGAGGGAUUAGAGUUUUAUGAUAUUUUUAGUUUCUAUAAUGUACUGGUUUUAAGUUUGGGUUUCUGUUAUGGUUUCGUUUUCAUGUGGUUCUCGUUUAAUACUCUAUGAAUCUGGUUGUGUAUGAACGCUCAAUUGAAUGGUUAAUCAGAAUUCAUUAGCAA
Messenger RNA from Lotus japonicus, 714 nucleotides. RefSeq names its product glycine-rich RNA-binding, abscisic acid-inducible protein-like. Gene Ontology annotation, molecular function: mRNA binding. The record is from RefSeq and is a predicted model, not a curated record. Bases 75 to 563 code for a protein of 162 amino acids. The transcript is spliced from 2 exons. Lineage: Eukaryota; Viridiplantae; Streptophyta; Magnoliopsida; Fabales; Fabaceae.